This is a messenger RNA of Scophthalmus maximus (turbot), 1946 nucleotides long. RefSeq names its product PIN2 (TERF1) interacting telomerase inhibitor 1 (gene pinx1). Gene Ontology annotation, cellular component: nucleolus. NCBI's taxonomy places the organism in Eukaryota, Metazoa, Chordata, Actinopteri, Pleuronectiformes, Scophthalmidae. Gene Ontology annotation, molecular function: nucleic acid binding; telomerase inhibitor activity. The coding region runs from base 128 to 1258 and encodes 376 amino acids. The record is from RefSeq and is a predicted model, not a curated record. The transcript is spliced from 7 exons. Gene Ontology annotation, biological process: regulation of ribosome biogenesis.
UCCACGCACUGAAUAAUAUUUUACAAGGAUAUGUUUACGACGAACAAACCACGUGGUAAGACAUUGUCUUCAGGCAUUCUUACAGGACACCUACUCGCCUGUCCUCAGGCCGGUUCAGGACCCCAGGAUGUCUAUGCUUGCGGAGCCCCGGAGGAAACAGAAGUGGUCCGUUGACCCCAGGAACAGCGCCUGGAGCAAUGACGACUCCAAAUUUGGCCAGAAGAUGCUGGAGCGAAUGGGCUGGUCCAAGGGCAAGGGCCUGGGAAGAACCGAGCAAGGGUCCACCGACCAUAUCAAAGUAAAAGUGAAGAACGACAGCUAUGGGCUUGGAACCAAUGCCAAGCAUGAGGACAACUGGAUCGCCCACCAAGAUGACUUCAAUGAGCUGCUUGCCCAGCUGAACAACUGCCAUGGUCAAAAUAAUAGCAAUGAUCCUCCACCAGAUGAGCCGAAAGGCUUCAGCUUGGAAGAGAAAUCCAAGACCUCCAAAAAGAGGGUCCAUUACAUGAAGUUUACUAAAGGAAAGGACCUGUCCUCCCGUAGUGAAACAGACCUUAAUUGCAUCUUUGGAAAGAGAGCAAGAUCUGCCAAAGAACAAGAGCAGGAGAGCAACAGCAGUGAUUCUCAGGCUGAGGCGGAGGAGAUCGUGACCCCUGCUGCUUCUGAACUGGACACGGAAACCAUCACUAACACUGUGACGAGCACUCUCACCAUGCAGGAGUACUUUGCGCAGCGAAUGGCUCAGCUGAAGAAGGCCCGGGGACAGGCCCAGAGUGAGACAUCCGGGGUGGAGGCGGAGACCAAGGAGACGUCGAGUCCAUCCGAGGAGCCCAGUCCCAUCCGCAGUAGCAACAAUGUUAUGGAGGAGGAACCCAAGAAGAAGAAGAAGAAGAAGAAAAGGGCUGCGGAUGAGUUGGAAGUGGUAGAAGACAACUGUAGUGCUCCCAUUGUUGUGGACGACGACGAGAACCAGGAGCAGGAACGUUCAAAGAAAAAGAAGAAAAAGAGGAAAAUGGCAGAAAACGAAGAGCAGAACUGUGAGGAGCUGCCUCCUUCCAAAAAGAAAAAGCAAAAGGAAACCAAACUACUAAAUGGACAUGAGCCAACUGAGGAUCAAACUGUAGAAUCAGAGGUUGUACAGAAAAAGAAAAAGAAACACAGAGUGGAGGUGGUUAAUGUCGUCGAGGAUGAGGAGGAGGAGGUGGUGGUGAAGAAAUCCAAGAAGGACAAGAAAAAGAAGAAGAAACAUCAAGAGUAGGGUGGAGACAGGGAGUGUUCAGGGGGACUUGUGCCAUUAUCCUGGAGCCUCAAACAUAUUGAAAAAUGCCUUUUUAUGAGCUAAUGAACCUAAUUACUCUGCACUUGUUGCCGUAAGAAGAGAUGUGGUUUAAUGUUUGAUCAAGCUGCCCUGUUAGAGCCGCAAAGUUGUACUGGUGGAAACUGGGAUAUACACCAUUGAUCUCGGUCAACACCGGGACAAGAAUUACAAAGAGAAGUCGGCCUCUAAACCUUGAUGUAUUCUUUGAAUCCGUCUAACGAGUCUAUUGCUUUUUGUGUGACUGCCUCGACAAUGUCUAAAGUGUAUAAAUACAGAAGCUGACAAACUAUUAUUAAAAAAAUCUUUAAAAUAAUUAGAUGAAAACACUGUUCUACCAACUGGUUUAGAACAUUGUUUUCCCAAUCUUUAUAAUUUUUACAAAUGCCCUAAUUUUGCUUUUUUUCUCCAUCGUAUUUUCAUGCCACCAGUUUUUUUGACAUCAGAAUUUAAAAUGAAACUCGAUUGUUCAAUAAUUCAAGUGAGACGGAGACAGUUGUCAGUUUUGUUAAAAACAACAGAAGUACACAGGAAUGAGUUGUCUUUUUGUUGUUAUAUGAACAGACGUAAUUUGAUGGGGUUUUGCCCUCUCACUCUCUCACCUUUUUAAAUAAAUCCAAAUGGUUUUGCA